UCGGGACGGCGCUUCCUGGCGUGACACCCUGACUGACUGUUCGUUUCCUGGCUCGGGGAAGCUGUCAGCCGCCGGCCGUCGUCCAGGAGCCAAAGACCGUUGAGGGUUGCAGUCAUGUCGGCAGCUGCUCUCGGGACCAGUAAGGCGGCCCACAGCGAUGUGGCUGCGAGGAAGAAGAAGGGACCAGGGGCCCUGGCCACGGCCUACCUGGUCAUUUACAACGUUGUUAUGACAGCGGGGUGGCUGGUGAUCGCGGUGGGCCUGGUCCGAGCUUACCUGGCCAGAGGAAGCUACCAUGGGCUGUACUACUCCAUAGAGAAGCCCCUGAAGUUCUUUCAGACUGGAGCUAUUCUGGAGAUCCUGCACUGUGCUGUAGGAAUCGUACCGUCCUCUGUGGUCCUGACGGGAUUCCAGGUCAUGUCCCGGGUCUUCCUCACCUGGGCCGUCACACACAGCGUCAGGGAGGUGCAGAGUGAGGACAGCGUGCUGCUGUUUGUCACCGCCUGGACCGUCACGGAGAUCAUCCGCUACUCUUUCUACACCUUCAGCCUGCUCAAUCACCUGCCGUUCCUCAUCAAAUGGGCAAGGUACACGUUCUUCAUCGUGCUGUAUCCCAUGGGAGUGACUGGAGAGCUGCUGACUAUCUACGCAGCGCUGCCGUACGUGCAGAAGACGGGCCUGUACUCUGUCACUCUCCCCAACAAGUACAACUUCUCUUUUGACUACUACACCUUCCUCAUCCUCGCCAUGAUCUCCUACAUUCCCCUCUUCCCCCAGCUCUACUUCCACAUGAUCCGACAGAGGAAGAAGGUGCUGGGCCACGCGGAGGACCUCAGCAAAGUGGAGUGAGCCUGACAGCAUCUAAUGGAGAGGGGGAAAAAAAAGAGAAACCAAAACAACCAAUGGAACAGGAACAAAAUCAUGUCUGCUUAAUGAAAUGCAAAGCUCAGCCAAUUUUCAAACUGCCACAACUGACCUGGCAGAAGAUCAGAAUUAUCAAGCAAACUUUCUUUUUUUUUCUCCCAGCUGUUGUCCAGGUUGUAUCGGUGCUCACAAACCAUGAAUGAACUGGUGUUAAUUUUUGUGUGUGUUGUUUUUAUUUCUGGACGAACCCAGCGUUUGUUUUUGUUCAGAGAGCCUGCAGCUGUAACCAAACUGUAUGUCGACGUGGAUACAGUUGAGCUGCUGUCUGAGCCGUGAGCUGAACUCGGCCACGGCAAAAGCAUUCAUCCGAAUGAUGCACUGAUAGAAUCGAUAACCUCUUCUUAAAUGUCAUGAUAGAAAAAUAGAUUUUCACCUCCCCGUGGCUCGUCCUUCUGUGUUUUUUUUUUUUAAAGAAGCAGUUCAGCUUUAUUAUGAUGUAGACAGAAAAAUGUGAACACUAAGUCGUCUGUAGGUUUGGCAUCCGCGUUGUGUUUGUUGGUGCAAACUGUGGGCCAGAAAUCUUUUGGGUUUUUUUUUCACUCAUUUCAGUCAGAAGUCUGAUUACAUUCCUAAUUUAGUUCAAUAAACCGUUUUCAUUCUGUGCUUGCAUGUUUUUCUAUCUGUUGUCCGCUCACUGCUAACUGCUGUGUUUGGUGUUUGCUUGGAUGUGGUUUGGACUUCUGUCUCUGUUGCAUCCUUUAGUGGUCUGACAUGGAUUAUGCUCACUCUUCAAAAGCUUUAGUUUCCCCAGUGAUCGUGAGUUGUGUCUUUUGAUUUCCUCAUUAUUUGAUGUUUAAGCGGUUUCUACAUUAAUAACCUAAAGUAGCCAGAAUGUUGUUGUUGUUUUUUUUUCACCAUCACACCAUCGAAGUGAGCAAACAUUCCUCUUCUCAUGUGAUUGCAUUAUUUCUUUUAUCUAUUAAAAGUAACACAUUUUAGCAUUUUUAAAUAAACUUUAAACAUCUAAAUCAGAACAUGCACACUUUCAUUUAUGCUUUUUCUUAUGCUUCAUCCCAUCAGUUAUUAUUUCAAGAGGUUGCCGCGGCUUAGAAAUGGAAGAGCACAGUGAUGACAUGACUUAAGUUAAGCAAAAAACAAAUAGCACAACAUACAGUAGCAACUUUAAUAUUGUAGCCCAAAUACAUGUUGGAAUAUUAACUUCAUGGACUGUUAGAGUACAGAGUGAUGUCAUAACCUGGUAGAUAAAAUUGGUGGUCAUUCAUUUAUAUGGAGCCCUGUCUGCUAAAAGCCUGUUGUUAGUCAAUGUGGGCUUGGGUCUGAACUGAGUGAGUGAGCUUGCAGUCCUGCCUGUUCAGUGAGGUGAAUCCGAUCAUGUGCAGAACUGUGAAUCAGACCAGCGCCACCUUUUCUUUGCCUCCAUAUAAAAAAAAAAAGACUUGUGAUGAUCAUAUUUGAUUCCCAUUCCAUUGUGUUAGCUCAUUGUUUUGUGAUCCUGAAAGAUGCAGCUGCUCUAUCACAAUCAUUCUUUUAUUCAGCAGACUGAGAACAGUCAACCACUGUAGGUCAGCAAAAAACUUUCACGGCAAUGAAAAUGAUGUAACUGUCCACACUGAAGUCAGUGCAUUAUCCAUAGUGAUAUGGGCAUUGGUGUCUAAACAAAUAGACUUCCUGUCACAUCCAUUGUAAUGGGGUGGAGGCAAAAAUCUCAGCAAGUCUAAAUGCAGAUAAAUUCCACUUAAGUGAGAUGUUUUUGUAAAUCGGGUGAACCGAUCCUUUAAUAGUUCCAACCCCAGUCGCUGCAGCGUGUUCUUUCAAACGUGCUCUCAGGAGCAAACAUCCAUCAACGUGCAGUGUCAACAUAACUCUACUUAUCACCAGUCCCCCCGCUUCAAAUCACACAUGUUGCUAAAGUCCUGCUCGCCGUCAUGACCAUAAACCUGUCUCACACUCACACUGAGCAGCUAGUGGGUGUAAUGUCAAAUUUAGCCCUCUGUGCUCUUUCUCCUUUCCUCUUUCCCCCUGGCAGAUGAUGGUUGAGCAUGAUUUUGGGAUACUUGUUGGAAAUGUCUUGCAGAAGCAGAGGUGCAGCUCGUCGUAAAACUGCAUGAAAGAGGAAAAGUGAUGAUCUGUGUUACAACUUAACAACAAAAAACAAAUACAAAGCAUGGCAUAUGUUACUCCAGAACUGGUUCUACUGAAUAAAGUUUUGAUACAAAUGUUUUUGCAUGGGGCCAGCCGACUUUGUACAGGUAUGAAUAAUGAAUAUAUAUUUACAAUAAACCUAUAAUAUGGGAA
This is a messenger RNA of Larimichthys crocea (large yellow croaker), 3180 nucleotides long. RefSeq names its product 3-hydroxyacyl-CoA dehydratase 2 (gene hacd2). The transcript is spliced from 7 exons. Lineage: Eukaryota; Metazoa; Chordata; Actinopteri; Sciaenidae. Gene Ontology annotation, biological process: very long-chain fatty acid biosynthetic process; sphingolipid biosynthetic process; fatty acid elongation. Gene Ontology annotation, cellular component: endoplasmic reticulum membrane. The coding region runs from base 115 to 849 and encodes 244 amino acids. The record is from RefSeq and is a predicted model, not a curated record. Gene Ontology annotation, molecular function: 3-hydroxyacyl-CoA dehydratase activity.